UCCCUUCUCAUAGUCACAGACGGAGUGGGUGAGCAAAACAAAGAGGGAAACAUGAUAAGCUCCACACCCUCUUCGCUCUUCCAUAACCGCCACACCCUCUCUCACUCCCUCUCUUCCUCCUCUAGAAAGCUCAGGCCAAGUACCUCUGAUAUUCACACCUUCAAUCUCACCUUCCCUACACUUCACUCCAGAAUUUCUCUCCAAAUAAACCAUGUUUCUUUACAAGAAACCCAGAGCCCAAAACUUGAAAACCCUCCAAGCCCAGAUGGCAAUUCCUCGUCCUCGUCCAAAAGCUAUAUCUGGGUCAAUCCCAGCAGCCCCAGAGCUUCACAGCUCAGGAAGAAAUCCUACGAUUCCAGGUAUGCUUCUCUAGUCAAAGCAGCUGAGUCCUUGAACUCUACUGGUCUAAGUGAAGGUGAUGUUAUCGGUAUUUUAAAGGGUUUAGGUGACAGGGUUUUGGAACAAGAUGCUGUGGUUGUUCUCAAUAAUAUGGUUAAUCCCGAAAAUGCGUUGCUUGUUCUCAAGUACUUUCAGCAGAGGUUUAAACCAAAGAGGGAAGUGGUUCUCUAUAAUGUGACCUUGAAAGUUUUUAGGAAGUGUAAGGAUUUGGAGAGAGCAGAGAAGCUGUUUUAUGAGAUACUUGAGAGAGGUGUUAAACCUGAUAAUGUUACAUUUUCGACUAUGAUUAGCUGUGCUAGGAUGUGUUAUCUGCCUGAUAAGGCUGUGGAGUGGUUUGAGAAGAUGCCUACUUUUGGGUGUAAUCCCGAUGAUGUUACCUAUUCAGCUAUGAUUGACGCAUAUGGGCGUGCCGGUAAUGUGGACAAGGCUUUUAGCUUGUAUGACCGCGCUAGGACAGAGAAGUGGCGCAUUGAUCCAGUGACAUUUGCAACGUUGAUUAAGAUUCACGGGCAAUCGGGGAAUUAUGAUGGGUGCUUGAAUGUUUACGAGGAAAUGAAGGCUAUUGGGGUGAAGCCGAACAUGGUUAUUUAUAAUACUUUGUUGGAUGCUAUGGGAAGAGCUAAGAGGCCUUGGCAGGCCAAGAAAAUUUACCGAGAGAUGAUCAGCAAGGGGUCUUCCCCAAAUUGGGUGACCUAUGCAUCUCUGCUACGGGCCUUUGGUAGAGCUCGCUAUGGUGAUGAUGCUCUGAAUGUGUACAAGGAGAUGAAGGAGAAGGGAAUGGAGUUGAAUGUCAUUCUCUACAACACCCUUUUGUCUAUGUGUGCUGAUAUUGGCUACACUGAUCAAGCUAUUGAGAUUUUCAAAGACAUGAAGAGUUCCGAAACUUGGAAGCCUGAUAGUUGGACAUUUUCAUCCAUGAUUACCAUAUAUUCCUGUAGCGGGAAAGUCUCAGAGGCAGAGAGGACGUUGAAUGAGAUGGUGGAAGCUGGUUUCCAGCCUAAUAUCUUUAUUUUGACAUCUCUAAUACAAUGCUAUGGGAAGGCCAAGCGUACUGAUGAUGUUGUCAGGUCAUUCAAUCAACUACUAGAAUUGGGCAUAACUCCUGAUGAGCGUUUCUGUGGUUGUCUCCUGAAUGUGAUGACCCAAACACCAAAGGAUGAACUAUCUAAGCUGACUGAUUGCAUUGAGCGGGGUAAUGAGAAGCUUGGAUAUGUUGUAAGACUUCUGGUAGAGAAGCAAGACAGUAGUGAAAACUUCAGGAAGGAAGCAUCAGAACUUUUUAAUUCAGUUGGUUCCGAUGUAAAGAAGGCCUACUGCAAUUGCUUGAUUGAUCUUUGUGUGAACCUCGAUCUCUUGGAGAGAGCCUGUGAGCUUCUAGACCUGGGCCUUACACUUGAGAUAUACACAGAUAUACAGUCAAGGUCUCCAACCCAGUGGUCUCUGUACCUCAAGGGUCUAUCUCUUGGGGCAGCUCUUACUGCAUUACAUGUUUGGAUUAAUGACUUGUCUCGUUCGCUGGAAUCUGGGGAGGAGCUUCCACCUCUGCUUGGAAUUAAUACAGGACAUGGCAAACAUAAAUAUUCAGACAAAGGUCUAGCGAGUGUGUUCGAGUCACAUUUGAAGGAAGUAGACGCUCCGUUCCAUGAGGCCCCAGACAAGGUUGGCUGGUUUUUGACUACCAAGGUUGCAGUGACGUCAUGGUUGGAGUCUAGAAGGUCACCACAAGUAGUUGCUGCUUAGGUUUUGGCUGUUUAGAUUACUGAGAAAGCUUGUUACACCGAUAUGUUAUGAAGAGAACAGGUAUGUUCUGCUUCUCAUUUCGCUACUUGUAUGAUCUGGAAUUUUCUCUCUUGGUAGAGAACAUUUUUGUACUAUUAGAUUCAACUAUCAAAUCUUCUUUCAUGGGUGCC
This is a messenger RNA of Rosa chinensis, 2309 nucleotides long. Its product is annotated as pentatricopeptide repeat-containing protein At4g16390, chloroplastic. Lineage: Eukaryota; Viridiplantae; Streptophyta; Magnoliopsida; Rosales; Rosaceae. The record is from RefSeq and is a predicted model, not a curated record. Gene Ontology annotation, molecular function: protein binding. Gene Ontology annotation, cellular component: chloroplast. The coding region runs from base 52 to 2139 and encodes 695 amino acids. The transcript has a single exon.